Messenger RNA from Cotesia glomerata, 3254 nucleotides. Its product is annotated as glutamate receptor 1-like. Bases 997 to 2985 code for a protein of 662 amino acids. NCBI's taxonomy places the organism in Eukaryota, Metazoa, Arthropoda, Insecta, Hymenoptera, Braconidae. Gene Ontology annotation, molecular function: glutamate-gated receptor activity. The record is from RefSeq and is a predicted model, not a curated record. The transcript has 8 exons. Gene Ontology annotation, cellular component: membrane.
UCAAGUAGACUAAUGCCCAAAUUUAUUCAUAAAAAAAAUAAAAAAAAAUUGUGUCAAUUGUAUAAGAAGUAUGCGGAAAAGGUUUAAGGAUGAAAAUUUUUAUAUAACACGUAUUACUUCUAUUGUAUCAAUAAACAUUAGACUUUUAUUUAUUAGAUAAUCCGACUAAUAUUUUUAUUCAUAAGAUUAAACAGAAUUCACGUAAUAAUUAAGGCUAACGUACGAGCGUAAAUAUUUAUUUACAUUUUACUGUUCACUAUUUACUGUUAAAAAACUAAUUACUAACGAGAUAACAAUGUGAAUAAAAGUCAAAGAAUAAUAAAAAGAAAAUAAUAAUUUAAAAUGGUGAGACUGAAAUAAUUAUAAGUCAAAACGGCAAACAAUUAUUGCCGGUGGGAAGCUAAAUAAUAUUAAGAAAAUCUUGUUAUGUUUCAAGUGCUAUAUUCUAUCAUUAUUAUUAUUAUAUUAUCUGUGAGAUAAUUGGAGCGUUACUGCAUUAGGCGUUAACGUUAACGAUGGAAACAGGGCUGACAGGAUGUUUAUAAAUUAACGAUAGACUUUAUGUCUUUCUAUUUUAUUUAUGAAUUAUCGAUGUGUUGAGAAAUGUCUCACGUCAUUUUGUGCUAACGCAAAUUUUUAUUUUUAUUUACCAGAUAAACAGUAAUACACAUGUAAUUGAUUUAUCUUCAAUAAUAGCGUGUAAGGCUUUUAUUUUACUUUGUAAAAUAUUUGACCUAGAGAAUGUUUUUAUCGGCAACCAUCGCUUGUCAACCUCAUUAUUAAUUUAUCGCAAUAAAUGCAAUAGAAGCAUGCAAACCGUUAAAACAUGCGCGAACUAUGUAACGAGGUGUGAAUAUAAAUUUAUCUUAGAUAAAGUUUCGUCCUGGAUAAAAGCUUCGAUUUUUAUUAUUCAUUAUUUUAUACGGGAUAUCAGUAUACUAAAUUAAAAAAAAAAAAAAAGUUCAUUUUUAAUAUUACUACGGCUCGAACGGCUAAAUGAUGAUUUUUUUAUGCCCGGAGUACCGGGAAAUAAUUAUUGUCGUAAUUAUGAAGGUAAUUUUGUCAAGCUCAUCACAAUCGCAAUCCUGCUCGCUGGAUUACCGACCACUUGUAUUAAGCCUUAAUAACGAGUAUCGAACAUCCGGUAUUUUGUUUACGUCAUCGAAAAAUUAUUUAUCAGAUGAAUUGUCCACAUUCGUCGGUAAUAUGAUAAAAAACAUAUCAAACAACGGGAUACUGUCAACAGUAAUAGACUACAAUGAAUUAACAACCGAGAUUGAAUAUUAUGAAUCAAAAAUAACACGUCCGCUGUUAGUAUUUGUCAUCAAUGAAGAACGAGAUUUAAUAGUACUCGAAACACUAUCAAAAACAAUAGAUAUGAAUUAUCCAGUCUGGCUGAUUAUAUUUACCGGGUCAUCGAAAAAUAAUUCAAUGUGUGAUUAUUGUCUCAACACGAGCGUCAAUGAACUAUCAUUGAGCUUCCGAACAGAGAUGAUCGUGUGGUGUUGUUGCAAUCCAAAUUAUCUUCACGAAUGGUGGUCGAUUGACGGAAAAAUUUUUCGAAAAGGUUACUUUGGUAAUUGGUCAUAUGAAACAGGAGUACAGGGCGUCGAUAAAAAUUCGCUGUUUGCGGUCCGUAGUGCUGUUAAUGCGCCUCUUCGAAUCGCAUAUGUUACGAAUUCAGUAUUUUUCAAGUACAAAAAUGGAAAAAUGGGUGCAUUCAUGGGUGAUAUACUUAGCGAAUUAACAAAGACAUUAAACAUCACGCCGCUGAUGAAGAGUGAAAGUAUUUUUGGGAUCUAUAAUAAAGACGAAAAAACAUGGACAGGUAUGGUGGGAAGUGUUUGGCGUCGUGAUGUUGAUAUGGGUGUUGGUGAAGUAACAAUGACAGUUGAAAGACGUGAAAUAUUAGACUUUACAUUACCAUUGAUUUUAUCACCCUGUCGUUUAUACUUCAGAGAACCAAAUAGCACAUUACAGUGGUCUGCUUAUUUUGAGGCAUUUAGCAGUGAUAUUUGGAUGAUAAUGAUUUCGAUGAUUGUCCUGAUUCCCGCUCUAAUAACGUUGAUCAAAAUACAUCAAAGUAAAAAAAUGAUUUCUCAUAUCAUUGCCGAGAAUUAUCUCAAUGUUUGGGGUAUCUUUUGUCAACAAGGAUUGUCUGAAUUUCCGGCGAGAACAUCGCUGAGGAUAGUUUAUUUUGCGAUGCUUGUAUCAGCGUUUAUACUAUCAGCUGCAUAUUCAGCCGCACUUAUAAGCUUUUUAGCGGUGUCUCAAGAUAAACUGCCAUUUUCUUCUUUGGACGAAUUUGUAGAGGACGGAACUUAUAAGUUUCUUGUUCUCAAAGAUAGCGCUGAUUACGAUUUAAUUACUUAUUCAAAAGAUCCGAUAUGGGUGGAAUUGAAAAAAUUAAUGAAAGCUGAGCCACUGUUACCACCAUCGGUUUAUGAAGGAUUCUAUCAGGUAUGUAUAGAAAAGGCAGCAUUCUAUGCAAGCGAUGCUAUGAGAAUGUCAAUGAAUAAUACUUUUCCAUGUGAUAUAACGUACAUUGAAACAGGAAGAUAUGAUAGUCUUGCCAUGGUACUACCUCAUAAAAGUCCUUACACCGGAAUACUUAAUCAUCAGAUUCAUAAAUUCCGAGAUAGAGGAAUACUGAACAAAUUCAUUCAGAAACAUUUCAACAAGAAGGAGACUAAAAUUAACACGUAUAACGCAGUAACGAUACGAGGUGUUGCGCCUAUACUUGUUGUUUUUACAGGUGGAAUAACUUUUGCAAUCAUUUUACUUGUUAUUGAAAAAGUUAUUUUUUUUUACGCUCGUUACACGGCGACAACGCGAUCUGGUAGUGUAACGCCGAUUAAUGUUCAACACUUUCAACAUUCUUUCUCUUUCAAGGUAAAAGGACAUAACAAUUUUAUCAAUGGUGCUACUAAGGUCAAUAAUGAUAAUGACAAAUUUUUAUUUCCUCUAAAAAAUUAUUAUCCGUAAACAAUUAUAUAAACUACGAUGUGUAAAUAUUAUAAUUACAUUUUAUAAUAAAAUGUGUUGUUGUUAUAUGGAAAAGAAGAAAACGUAUAAUAAUUAGAAAAAAUAAACCGAGUUAUUAUUGUUAUUUUAAAUAACAUUAAGAGAAAAUUCUUACUCGAGUGUAGGUCGUAGGUCGGAAGUAGCAGCCUCAAUGUUCUAUGCAAAUGUUCAAUUUAUGACUGACAAAGUGAUAAAAUUAUGAAGAAUAAAAAAAUAUAUAUGAAAUUGAU